AUGAAGAAUCUGUUAACACUAGCUUUGCUUUCUGUCAUCAUUCAUGCCGCUAUUGGUACACUAUCGAACGAAUUGCCUUACGGAGGAAAAAAACCCAAAAGCUGUUUAGAGAUCAAAUAUAUCAACCCAUCAAUUAAUGAAAACGGCAUUUAUACUAUAUAUGGCAGCACUAAUGUGGCCUAUAAGGCUUAUUGUGACUUUAAAAGUGAUGCUCCGUUUGUAUGGACACUAAUUGAAUCAUUUGACCGCAAUAUUGGUGUUUGGGGCUCCAAGAUUCCGAAUGCUUGGCAUUUCCAACGUCCAUAUACCACCAAUGCUCCGCAUAACGAUGAUCAACCUGAAAAUUGGUCAGCUUUCAGAAUGCCUUUGGUAAGGAUGCGAUCAAUUAAUUCAGUCAAUACAACAACCCAUUGGAGAGUAACCUGCAACUUUAACGACUAUGCUCAGAAUCUUACUAAAGAUAUCAAUCGUGAUGACUAUCUUCGCAAUAAUAUAUGCGAUCUCAAUAUAGUGUAUACAUAUUCGUUUGCUUGUCAUCAGUUUGAUUAUGUAAGUGUUCGAGGGUAUUCUUGUGUCCGAUGUUAUUUCCCUUUCUGGGCAGCCAGUAAUUAUCAUCCGACGUUUUUGGCUUCCCAUACGGUUAACUAUUGUGGACGAUAUAAAUUCCCUGAAUCUAAUCCAUCUCAUCAAGAAUCAGACUUUGGCCAUUAUAAUGGUUAUAGCACCAAGCAUGCAUGUUCUUCUUACGGAUCAUCGACUGCAAACUGGUGGUUAGGAGGCCUUUAUGAACCUCAAACUCAUACUAUGUUGUAA
Molecule: messenger RNA, 813 nt
Organism: Trichoplax adhaerens
Lineage: Eukaryota; Metazoa; Placozoa; Uniplacotomia; Trichoplacea; Trichoplacidae
Exons: 2
Coding region: 1-813 (270 amino acids)
Source: RefSeq, a predicted model, not a curated record